Nanorana parkeri is the source of this 1432-nucleotide messenger RNA. RefSeq names its product tubulin alpha-8 chain-like. Gene Ontology annotation, cellular component: cytoplasm; microtubule. The record is from RefSeq and is a predicted model, not a curated record. NCBI's taxonomy places the organism in Eukaryota, Metazoa, Chordata, Amphibia, Anura, Dicroglossidae. The transcript is spliced from 3 exons. Gene Ontology annotation, biological process: mitotic cell cycle; microtubule cytoskeleton organization. The coding region runs from base 40 to 1344 and encodes 434 amino acids. Gene Ontology annotation, molecular function: structural constituent of cytoskeleton; GTP binding.
GAGUGUAUCUCUAUACAUAUUGGCCAAGCCGGUGUUCAGAUGGGUAAUGCCUGCUGGGAGCUAUACUGUCUAGAGCAUGGAAUCCAGCCGGACGGGGUCCUUUCUAAAGAUCACACCGCUCCAUUAGAUUCAUCCUUUGGAACAUUCUUCAAUGAGACUGGUUCAGGCAAACAUGUGCCACGGGCGGUAUUUGUUGAUCUUGAAGAGACUGUUAUUGAUGAAAUAAAAACUGGAAUAUAUCGUACCCUCUUUCAUCCCGAACAACUAAUUAGUGGAAAGGAAGAUGCAGCAAAUAAUUAUGCCAGAGGUCACUAUACUGUUGGAAAGGAGGUGAUUGAUAAUGUUAUGGACAAAAUGCGUAAAAUGGGAGAGCAGUGCUCUGGCCUCCAAGGAUUUCUAAUUUUUCACAGCUAUGGAGGUGGCACAGGUUCCGGCUUCUCUUCCCUCUUGAUGGAGCGGCUUUCUGUUGAUUAUGGAAAGAAAUCCAAGCUGGAGUUUUCCAUUUAUCCUGCUCCACAAAUCUCUACUGCUGUGGUAGAACCAUAUAAUUCUAUUCUGACAACUCACACAACUCUGGAGCAUUCGGACUGUGCCUUUAUGGUAGACAAUGAAGCCAUCUAUGAUAUCUGCAACCGAAAUCUAAACAUUGAACGACCCAGUUAUACCAACUUAAAUAGACUGAUAGGACAAAUUGUUUCUUCCAUCACAGCUUCUUUGAGGUUUGAUGGGGCACUUAACGUAGACUUGACAGAGUUUCAGACUAACUUGGUGCCGUAUCCUCGAAUCCAUUUCCCCCUGGUCACCUAUUCACCCAUAAUAUCAGCAGAGAGGGCUUACCAUGAGCAAAUAUCAGUGCCCGAGAUCACCAAUGCUUGUUUUGAGUAUUCAAAUCAGAUGGUGAAAUGUGAUCCUCGUCGUGGCAAAUAUAUGGCUUGCUGUCUGUUAUAUAGAGGUGAUGUGGUGCCAAAAGAUGUCAAUGCAGCAAUAGCUGCAAUUAAAACCAGGAGGUCUAUCCAGUUUGUAGACUGGUGUCCUACUGGAUUUAAAGUGGGAAUAAACUACCAGCCCCCUACUGUAGUUCCAGGAGGUGACCUGGCCAAAGUUCAACGUGCUGUCUGUAUGCUGAGUAACACUACAGCCAUUGCAGAGGCCUGGGCAAGGCUAGACCACAAGUUUGAUCUCAUGUAUUCUAAGAGAGCAUUUGUACAUUGGUAUGUGGGAGAGGGCAUGGAGGAAGGAGAGUUCUCUGAAGCAAGGGAGGAUAUGGCAGCUCUAGAAAAGGAUUAUGAAGAGGUAGGAACAGACUCUGCUAAAGAUGAUGAGGAAGAAGAUGAAGAAUACUGAAACUGAUCAGUUGACUAGUGGCCAUAAUGCUUUCCAUAACUGAUUCAAAACACCUGUUUCAAAACACCUGUUUCAAUGUGUAUAAUAA